AUGUUUACGGCGGGUUUUAUUUUGGCAGUUUUAGCAGUGAUAGCGUUUGGAACACUGAUUUUUACAUACCGUCUGUAUGAGUACUUGAUCGGCUGUCCAGAAGGGCCGCAGUCCAUGCGCGAUGUCGCGCGUCCGAUUCAAGAGGGUGCCUCCGGAUUUUUCAAGGUGCAGUAUUCGACGAUAGCUAGCAUAGCAGGUAUAUUCGCGCUUGUGAUCUAUUUUUUCGGCACAGGGGGUGCGGGCGGCACGACGCAAGCCUCACCUUUCUUCAACGCGGCAGCCUUUCUGCUUGGUGGCACGCUCUCGGCGCUCUCUGGUGUGCUGACAAUGUACUUGGCUGUUCGGGUGAACGUGCGUGUUGCAGCGGCUGCAAGUAGGUCCUAUGCUGAAGCGAUGAAGGUUUGUUUCCGAGGUGGCCUCUUCGGGGGUCUCCUCAUACUGAGCAACUGUUUGGUGGGCUUCAUCUUGCUCUACUGGUUCGCCCUUGUGACGGGGAUGGCGGCUGGCGACAUAACGCAGGUCCCUGUCCUGUUCGUGGGUUACGCUUUUGGAGCCUCCUUUGUGGCGCUCUUCGCACAGCUUGGGGGAGGCAUCUACACCAAGGCUGCGGAUGUCGGGGCCGAUAUGGUCGGCAAAGUUGACACAGGUAUUCCCGAGGACGAUCCGCGAAAUCCAGCCACCAUCGCUGAUUUGGUAGGCGAUAACGUCGGCGACGCUUCCGGGCGCUCCUGUGACCUGUUUGAGUCGAUCUCUGCGGAGCUAGUUGGAGCGAGCAUUCUCGGAGGCACGCUCGCGAGAACGGCGAACUUGUCCGGGGCUAGUCAAGCGGCGUACGUUCUGUUUCCGCUCUGCGUGCAUGCCGUCGGACUGGUAUGUAGCGCUCUCGGCGGCGUCACCGUUCGUGUGAGCAGCGGCGUUGCGAGAGACGAAGAGCGUUCUUUGCUGAGGACUGACGAUGCCUUCGAGACGAGGCUUGAAGAUCCAAUGUCGAUCAUGAAAAGAGGCUUUCGUGUGACGAUGGUGCUUGCAGCAAUUUCCAUUUGGGUACUAUGCUGGCUGCUUUUGCGCGUCGGAAAUGUGGCGCCAAGUGCCUGGUGGCACUACGCGCUCUGCGGGAUGAUUGGACUGGCAGUAUCCUAUCUUUACGUACUCAUAACGGAGUAUUAUACGGAUACCAAGUUUCGGCCUGUGCGCAGCAUUGCGGAAGCCUCAGAGUACGGUCACGGGACGAAUGUGAUACGAAUGCUCGCUGUUGGUCUCGAGUCGAGUGCGUUGCCUGCCAUCGUCGUUUCAGCUGCGAUUCUUGGUGCGUACUGGCUCGGUGCAACGUCUGGCAUGCCGGAUCGAAACGCGGCUGGAAUUUUCGGCACUGCUGUGGCCACCAUGGGCAUGCUGAGCUCCGCGGGAAUCGUUCUGGCAAUGGAUGUGUUCGGGCCCGUUGCUGAUAAUGCAGGUGGCAUCGCGGAGAUGAGCGGAGCGGACCCCAGCGUUCGUCGCAUAACCGAUCGGCUCGAUGCAGCGGGGAACAGCACCAAAGCUUUCACCAAGGGCUUCGCCGUCGGCUCCGCAGCGCUUGCGGGCUACUUGCUCUUCAGCUCCUUUAUGGAGGAAAUGAGUGCACAGCUGCCGGAAAAGAUGGUGUUCAAUUCGGUGGACCUGGCGAAGCCGGAGGUAUUUGUCGCUGGUCUCUUAGGUGCAGCAGUGGUGUUUCUGUUUUCGAGUCUGGCGAUGACUGCCGUUGGUCGCGCUGCACAGGGCGUCGUUGCGGAAGUUCGGCGGCAGUUUCGUGACCAUCCUGGCAUUAUGGCUGGCACUGAGAAGCCAGAGUAUGAGCGUUGUGUUGCGCUCGUUGCAGCGUCGGCGCUUCGUCAAAUGGUUUUGCCGGGACUCUUGCCGGUUCUUGCUCCUAUCAUGAUUGGGAUGCUCUUCCGCUUCAUAGGUAAUAUGACCGGACGCCCGUUGCUAGGACUUGAAUGCGCGGCGGGUCUCCUUAUGGUUGCCACAAUUGCUGGGAUACUUAUGGCGCUCUUUAUGAAUAAUGCUGGAGGUGCGGCUGAUAAUGCGAAAAAGUACAUCGAGGAUGGGCACUACGGCGGCAAGGGUAGCCAGGCACACAAGGCGAGUGUCACUGGAGACACGGUCGGCGAUCCGCUUAAGGACACAGCGGGACCGAGUCUGCACGUGCUGAUCAAGAUGUUAUCGACACUGACAAUGGUUUUCGGACCGGCAUUUGUGGGAAGUAUAGGUGCGUAG
This is a messenger RNA of Cyanidioschyzon merolae strain 10D, 2253 nucleotides long. RefSeq names its product vacuolar-type H+-translocating inorganic pyrophosphatase. Gene Ontology annotation, molecular function: inorganic diphosphate phosphatase activity; diphosphate hydrolysis-driven proton transmembrane transporter activity. The coding region runs from base 1 to 2253 and encodes 750 amino acids. NCBI's taxonomy places the organism in Eukaryota, Rhodophyta, Bangiophyceae, Cyanidiales, Cyanidiaceae. Gene Ontology annotation, cellular component: membrane. The transcript has a single exon. Gene Ontology annotation, biological process: proton transmembrane transport. The record is from RefSeq and is a predicted model, not a curated record.